UCCCAUCCGGAACCCAAAGGGCAGCAUUUAACAGUUGGAUACAAACUCGAAUUCAGUUUCGACUCCACGGUGACACAUUUUUAGCUCAGCUUGACAGAGAAGAUGAGCGGACGUGUCGGCGACCUCAGCCAAAAGCAGGAGGAAACGCUGACGCAGUUUCGAGAGAGAAUAGAAGACAUUCUCCCCCAGCUCCCCUCGCAACAUGACCAUUUUCUGCUUCGCUGGCUUAGAGCCAGAAGUUUCAAUGUACAGAAAGCAGAGACAAUGCUUCGGAAGCAUGUGGAAUUCAGAAGGCACAUGAAAGUAGACACAAUAACCACUGACUGGCAGCAACCAGAGGUGAUCACCCGGUACCUGGCUGGUGGCAUGUGUGGCUAUGACCGGGAGGGGAGCCCCAUUUGGUACGAUGUGAUUGGCCCACUGGACCCCAAGGGCCUCCUCCUGUCUGCCAGCAAGCAAGACUUCCUCAAGCGCAAGAUCCGCGACACUGAGAUGAUGCAGAGGGAGUGUCGGCUGCAGUCACAGAAGCUGGGAAAGGUUGUGGAGUCCAUCACCCUGAUCUAUGACUGCGAGGGGCUGGGACUGAAACACCUGUGGAAACCUGCCAUCGAUGCGUAUGGAGAAAUCCUCACCAUGUAUGAGGAGAACUACCCCGAGGGCUUAAAGAGGCUGUUUCUCAUCAAAGCCCCAAAGCUCUUCCCUGUGGCAUACAACCUGAUUAAGAACUUCCUGUGUGAGGACACGCGCCGCAAGAUCAUUGUCCUGGGAGCCAACUGGCAGGAGGUGCUGCGGAAGUACAUAGACCCAGAGCAGCUGCCCGUUGCCUAUGGGGGUACGCUGACCGACCCAGACGGGGACCCCCGAUGUAAGACCUGGAUAAACUACGGGGGCGAGGUGCCAAAGUCGCACUACGUGCAGGACUCUGUCAAAGUGCAGUAUGAGCAGAGCGUCACCAUCGGCCGAGGCUCCUCCCACCAGCUGGAGUAUGAGAUCCUGUUCCCAGGCUGUGUGCUGCGGUGGCAGUUCGCGAGCGAGGGGGCAGAUAUUGGCUUUGGGGUGUUCAUGAAGACCAGGAUCGGCAGCAGGCAGAAGGCAGGGGAGAUGCAGGAGGUGGUGCCCAGUCAGCGCUACAAUGCCCACCUGGUGCCUGAAGACGGCUCCCUCACCUGUGCUGACGCAGGCGUCUAUGUAUUGCGAUUUGACAACACCUACAGUGUCCUGCAUUCCAAGAGGAUCAGUUUCACAGUGGAGGUUCUGCUGUCUGACAGCCAAUUGCAGUCUGAGAGGAACAGGGAUUGAUAGGCUGGGUCAGAUAUGGAAUUCUGCUCAGAUGACCAAUAGCAUCAUAGAUAUGACAAAGAACACUGACUCUCUUCUUCUGUUUCACAAAGGUGGCUUAUGUACUGUAGCUACACAACAGCUUCCAACAAAGACUUAAUGCUGAAAGUCAUAAUCUUUCAUCAUAACUCAAUAACAAGAUAAUAAUGUUUAUUUCCAUAAUACUUUAAUCUGAUGAACAGUCGAUCAACAUCCAUAAUAACACAUUAUAACCCUUUCAUGUUACAUCUUAAAGGAAUUACCAGUAUUUUUUACAUUGAUAUGAUAUGAAGAAGAAAUACUUUUCUCUUAAUUGCAAGUCUAAUCUAUCCUUACAGUAUGUUUCUUUUGUCAGUAUAGAGAUUGUUGUAAUAUUUUCCUCACCAAACAUCAGUUUGAAUUAAUUCUUAUGAAGUCCAACUGAAGUGACAAACAACUCAUCUGUGAAGCUUCUGUAAAUUACAUCAUGUUUUUAGAAAUUCAAACAAGUUCUCAGCUGCUAGUCAACUAUGUAGGCCUACCUCUUAAAGAAUGUAAAAGUUAAUUUGUUAUUUAUUUGUAAUUAUUACAUCAGGAUGAUUUACAUCAACAAUUUGUUAAACUAAUUUAACAAUGUGAAUGAAAUGUCUGUGUGUAGCAGUAAACUUUUUUUUUUUAAGUUUUAAUCAUUUUCAAUAAACUGCUCUCAUGAAAUGACUGUAGUCCAUAAAAUAAAAGGUUGGCAAUACCAUAAAAAGAUUGGUUGCCAUGCAAUAAUGCUA
Messenger RNA from Anguilla anguilla (European eel), 2078 nucleotides. It is a transcript of the gene sec14l7, whose product is annotated as SEC14-like lipid binding 7. Bases 103 to 1299 code for a protein of 398 amino acids. Gene Ontology annotation, cellular component: cytoplasm. NCBI's taxonomy places the organism in Eukaryota, Metazoa, Chordata, Actinopteri, Anguilliformes, Anguillidae. The transcript is spliced from 12 exons. The record is from RefSeq and is a predicted model, not a curated record.